Messenger RNA from Helobdella robusta, 4065 nucleotides. RefSeq lists its product as hypothetical. The transcript is spliced from 26 exons. The record is from RefSeq and is a predicted model, not a curated record. Gene Ontology annotation, cellular component: U2 snRNP; nucleus. Lineage: Eukaryota; Metazoa; Annelida; Clitellata; Rhynchobdellida; Glossiphoniidae. Gene Ontology annotation, biological process: mRNA splicing, via spliceosome. The coding region runs from base 118 to 3795 and encodes 1225 amino acids. Gene Ontology annotation, molecular function: protein binding; U2 snRNA binding.
UGAAAGCUUGGUGGUAGAUAUAUGUUUUAUUCAAAUUUGUUAAUCUGAUUUGAGUUUCAUUUCAGUUGACAUUUUUCAAAUUUUUUCAAGGAAUUUUUAAAUUGUAUUCGAUUCAAAAUGCACCUGUACAAUUUAACUUUGCAAAAAGCGACCGGCGUCACGCACGUAAUUCACGGAAAUUUUUCCGGAACGAAGCAGCAAGAGAUUGUCGUUUCGAGAGGAAAGGUUUUGGAGAUAUUGAAGCCGGACCCCAACACAGGAAAGGUCUACACGUUAUUGUCUGAGGAGGUUUUUGGUGUCAUCAGAUCUCUGGUUCCAUUCAGAUUGACUGGUGGCUCCAAAGAUUUUAUCGUUGUCGGUAGUGAUUCCGGAAGAAUUGUUAUCUUGGAAUAUAUUCCUAGCAAAAAUUCUUUUGAAAAAAUCCACCAAGAAACUUAUGGAAAAUCAGGAUGUCGUCGAAUUGUUCCAGGCCAGUAUCUGGCUGUGGACCCCAAAGGCCGUGCCAUUAUGAUUGGGGCAAUCGAAAAGCAGAAAUUAGUGUAUAUUCUAAAUAGAGAUGCACAGGCCAGAUUGACGAUUUCAUCCCCACUCGAAGCUCACAAGACGAACACAUUUGUUUACAGCAUUGUGGGUGUCGAUGUUGGGUUCGAGAAUCCAACUUUUGCCUGUCUGGAAAUAGAUUAUGAAGAAGCAGAUUCAGACCCAACAGGAGAGGCAGUGAUGAAAACGUUACAGUUACUAACCUACUAUGAACUCGAUCUCGGGCUCAACCAUGUUGUCAGAAAAUAUUCUGUAAACUUAGAGGAGCAUGCCAAUCUCCUCAUAGCUGUUCCUGGGGGCAAUGAAGGACCCAGUGGUGUGCUGGUCUGCUCAGAGAACUACAUCACCUACAAAAACUUUGGUGACCAACCUGAUAUCAGGUGCCCUAUACCAAGAAGAAGGAAUGAUCUGGACGAUCCUGAAAGAGGGAUGAUCUUUGUAUGUAGCGCCACGCACAGAACUAAGACGAUGUUCUUCUUCCUGGUUCAGACAGAGCAGGGCGACAUUUUUAAAAUCACAUUGGAAACUGAUGAAGACUUGGUGACUGAAAUUAGGCUGAAAUAUUUUGAUACCGUUCCUGUUGCUUCAGGGAUGUGUGUACUCAAGACCGGUUUCCUGUUCGUUGCAUCGGAGUUUGGAAAUCACAACUUAUAUCAAAUUGCACACCUCGGUGAUGACGACGACGAGCCCGAAUUCAGUUCUGCCAUGCCCCUAGAGGAGGGUGACACAUUUUUCUUCGCCCCACGCCCCCUUAAGAAUCUCGUCAUGGUUGAUGAAUUGAAUAGUCUCUCCCCAAUCAUGGGUUGUCAGAUAACAGAUUUGGGCAAUGAGGACACGCCCCAGUUGUACACCCUUUGUGGAAGGGGUCCAAGGUCGUCACUCAGGGUUCUGAGGCAUGGAUUGGAGGUGUCAGAGAUGGCGGUUUCCGAACUUCCAGGCAAUCCAAACGCUGUCUGGACAGUUAAGAAAAGAACUGAAGAUGAGUACGAUUCCUACAUCAUCGUGUCCUUCGUUAACGCUACACUGGUUCUCUCCAUUGGAGAAACUGUUGAGGAAGUUACUGAUUCAGGAUUUUUGGGAACGACUCCAACUCUUUCCUGCUCUCAGCUGGGUGAUGAUGCGCUCGUUCAGAUCUACCCAGAAGGCAUACGUCACAUACGUUCGGACAAACGUGUGAACGAAUGGAAGACUCCGGGCAAGAAGUCGAUCCUAAAAUGUGCCGUCAAUCAAAGGCAGGUCGUCAUUGCACUGAGUGGUGGAGAGCUCGUCUACUUUGAAAUGGAUCCUUCAGGACAACUAAACGAGUACACAGAACGUAAAGAGAUGUCGUCAGAGGUCAUCUGCAUGUCGUUGGCUCGCGUGCCCCCGAACGAGCAAAGGUCAAGGUUUCUUGCAGUCGGAUUGUCUGAUAAUACCGUUAGGAUCAUCUCUCUGGACCCAUCUGAUUGUUUAUCCCCGCUGAGCAUGCAAGCACUCCCUGCCACUCCAGAAUCCUUGUGCAUAGUCGAGUUAGGGGGGUCAAAAGUGGGAGGCGGCAGCACCGCUGAGGCAGAUGCCGAUGGCAAGACGUCGUCACUAUCUUCUGGAUUGUUCCUUAAUAUUGGAUUGCAGAAUGGAGUAUUGCUGAGAACAGUGCUUGACAGUGUGACUGGCGACCUAUCAGAUACCAGGACACGUUACUUGGGGUCAAGGUCGGUCAAGUUGUUCAAGGUCAUGAUGCAGGGAACAGAAUCUAUCUUAGCAAUGUCGAGCCGAACCUGGCUCAGCUACACAUUUCAAAAUCGGUUUCACCUGACACCUCUGUCGUACGAAACCUUGGAGCAUGCAUCCGGUUUUGCGUCGGAGCAGUGCCCCGAGGGCAUUGUGGCCAUCAGUGGGAAUACCCUUAGGAUCUUAGCCCUGGAGAAGUUGGGCGUGGUCUUCAAUCAGUCGAUCACCCCCCUCCAGUUCACACCGCGCAAGUUGGUCAUCCAUCCCUCCUCCAAGAACAUCAUCAUCAUCGAAACUGACCACAACGCAUAUACUGAAGAAACGAAAGAUGCCAGGAAGAAACAAAUGGCCAGGGAGAUGAUUGAAGCGGCAGGUGAAGAUGAGCAGCAGUUGGCCUGCGAGAUGGCUCACGCUUUCCUCGAAGAGAACCUUCCAGAAGAUAUUUUCGGCGGUGCCAAGGCAGGCGCUGGCAUGUGGGCCUCCGUCAUCCGAAUCGUCAAUCCAGCUAAUCAGAGGACGUUGUUCAAGCUGGCUUUGGAACAGAAUGAGGCGGCUUUUAGCAUAGCGUUAGUGAAGUUUGCAGUCAGACCAGAUGAAGACUUCUUGUUGGUAGGAGUAGUUCGUGACCUAGUUUUGAACCCUCGAAGUGUCGGAUCUGGGUCAGUUCAUGUCUACAAAAUAAUAUCUGGAGGCGAAAAGUUGGAGUUACUCCACAAGACGCCAGUAGACGAGGUCCCCGGGGCCAUAAUGGGAUUCAAAGGGAAGGUCCUGAUUGGAGUUGGAAGGUUUUUGAGGCUCUACGAACUAGGCAAGAAGAAGUUACUAAGAAAAUGCGAGAACAAACACAUCCCUAACUUUAUCAUCAACAUCCAAGCCAUGGGAUUCAGGAUCGUGGUCUCCGAUAUCCAGGAAUCAUUCCACUUUGUGAAGUACAAGAGGCGGGAAAACCAGCUGGUGAUAUUUGCCGACGACAUCAUUCCAAGGUGGCUGACGUGUGCCUGCCUGCUUGAUUACAACACCAUCGCCGGCUCCGAUAAGUUUGGGAAUGUUUCUGUGGUACGCCUUCCAAAUGAGACAUCAGAUGACGUAGACGAGGACCCUACUGGCAACAAGGCACUGUGGGACAGGGGACUCCUCAGUGGGGCCUCACAAAAAGCUGACACAUUAGUCAAUUUUCACAUCGGUGAGAUGGUGACGUCACUGCAGAAGACGACAUUAAUUCCUGGCGGAUCCGAGGCUCUCGUCUAUACAACCCUAUCCGGAUCGAUUGGGAUGUUAGUCCCAUUCACAUCCCACGAGGAUCACGAUUUUUUCCAACACCUUGAAAUGCACAUGAGGUCUGAGAUGGUGGCCCUUAUAGGUAGAGAGCAUCUGGCUUACAGAUCCUACUUCUACCCCGUCAGAAACGUGAUAGAUGGCGACCUGUGUGAGCUGUACAACUCGUUGAGUACCACUAAACAAAAGACGAUAGCUGAAGAUUUGGAUAGGAAUCCCAAUGAGGUUUCAAAGAAGUUGGAGGAUAUAAGAACAAGAUAUGCCUUUUAGAGAAGAGAGCUAUUGACUAUUAUUACAUUCUAUCAUUAUCUUCAUUCAUUUGUUUGGUCAUUUAAUGAGGUCAUUCAUUCAUGCGUUCAUUCACUCAUUCAUUCAUUCAUUCGUUUAUCUGUUCCUUUGUUAUCAUCAUCGUCAUCAUUGUAAUAAUUCAUCAUCGUUAUGAUCAUUAAUAGAUGAACUGACUGAUUGAUUUUCAACAAAAAAUAUUUGGCACAUUUCUUUUAUUGGGAUAUUUUGAAAAUCCAAUAAACAUUAACAAAU